This is a messenger RNA of Coregonus sp. 'balchen', 19696 nucleotides long. The record is from the annotation of a GenBank genome assembly. Lineage: Eukaryota; Metazoa; Chordata; Actinopteri; Salmoniformes; Salmonidae.
AUGGCAGUAAGUUACUGUAAAACAAUGGUAAAAUUAUGUUGUUGCAUGUACAUUAAUUGAGUGAUUAAUCCUAUACUACAUGGUUCUAAACUAAUCUAAUCAGUUAGCUAGUAUUGAUGCAUCUGUUACUGAAAUGGUUGUUCCAGUUUUAAAUGGCUUAGGUAGUCACCUCACAAUGGCCCAUAUUGUUGAAGGGUUUCAGAGUAGGUGGGCUGAUCUAGGAUACGAAUUGGAUUCAUUGUUAUCUAAAAGGCCAAACUGAUCCUAGAUAAGCAAUCCUACUCUGAGAAGCUUGAUAAAUACAGACCAAUGUUCCUAACCCUGGGAGUCAUUCUGAAUGCAAGUUGCAGUUGAAUAUUCCUACUGUUGGAUAUCAUAACUCUGGUACUAUUCUAAUAGGAAUAACACAUCACUUUGCAAACCAGCAUAAUGUUACUUGCAUAAUGUUACAAAUUCUGGUACCUUCCCCCAAAAUCCUCAGAUUUUCCAGAAAUCCUGGUUGGAAGAUUCCUACAGGGUAUUUUGGGUGAUUUACUGGAAUCUUGCUACCCUACUUGCAGGCCUGAUGUGGCCUGUAAACCAUGAGUUUCAGGCCACUGUAAAAUAGUACAUCUCUCCAAAUAAAGGCCUAAUGAAAUACAUACUGUGGUAAAUAAUUGUAUUUGAAUGAUUACAUAUUUGCUUAGGAUCUCACUUGUGAAGGCCACGGGACUGAACAUGAAUGAAUGCAACAACCAUGUCCCUGUCACUAACAAAUACAGUCAUGCGUGGUAACUCUACAAUUCAUUUGAAAGGCAAGGCACUCUGGGAAAUAUGCAAAUAAGGCUUUACAGUAAGAGCAUGUUACUGUAAAACGACUACAGUAGCAUUAUUGGCACUAUAAAUCAAUUACAGUACCAGCAUUAGAUACUGUAAAAUACAGUACGGUAACAUACUGUUCCUUUUUUACAGUAACUUACAGGCUGCCAGUAAGUUACUGUAAAAACAACAGGAUUUUAUUUUAAAGUGUUCAAAAAGUUGUUAGUGCUUUAAAAACACAGAAUGAUACUGUAUUCGGAAUUACAGUAAAUUACUGGCAGCAAUUGGCCAGUAAGUUACUGUAGAUUCUCAGGACAAGGUUUGUAGAAUGCCCAAAAACACCUGUACAUUGCUGUAUUCUGUGGGGGUACAGCAUUCUCACUUCAUCACCAUCAUCUACCAUCCUCUGUCUAGCUCCCUUCGCUCAAGCCAUGACCUUGACCCUCUCCAUCUCCGGAGUAUGCCGCAGUCAAAGACUUGACCUCUAUUGGUUGACCUGUCAAGAUAUAUUACUUGUUUGUUUUUUGCUCUUAAAGCGCUCUGAGGUUCUAUGAAAAGCGCUAUAGAUUAUUAUUAUUAAUCAUUAUUAAUAAAGUGAUGCGGAAAGGCAAAAAAGCACUGCUCUGUGAAACACCUCAGCUACUAAAGAUACAUCAUAAGAAUGUUCUAACGAUGAUGUUAAAGCUAUAAAGGCUCUGGGAAAUGAGGCCCUUAACCGCUGGGUCAUAUCUCAGUAACCCAGCAUCAACAACCCAACCCUGCUCUUUUUUAAUGAUAACAACCCAACAAACACUGCGUUUACAAAGGCAGCCCUAUUCUGAUAUUUUUGUUCAUUAAUUGGUCAUUUGACUAAUCAGAUCAGCUCUGAAAAAGAUCUGAUGUGAAAAGAUCUGAUGUGAUUGGUCAAAAGACCAAUUAGUCGGAAAAAAUAUCAAUAUUGGGCUGCCUGUGUGAACGCAGCCUAAGUGACCAAUGACUCCCAAACAUGGUCCUGGUGCCCCCCACCCUGGGUGCACGUUUUGGUUUUUGCCCUAGCACUACACUGCUGAUUUCUUAUAACCAACUCAUCAUCAAGCUUUGAUUAUUAAAAUAAUCUGUGUAGUGCUAGGGCAAAAACUAAAACGUGCACCCAGGUGGGCCCCCAGGACCUAGUUUCCAAACAACCCAGCAUUAUUUAGAGUGAGUGUUACCUGUCCAAAAUUGUAAUCAGUAACGUAACUUUUAGAUUACCCAAACUCAGUAAUGUAAUCUGAUUACAUUCAGUUACUUUUAGAUUACUUUCCCCUUAAGAGGCAUUAGAAGAAGACAAAAAGGGAUCUAUCAAACGCAUUUGGUGUGUCAUAGUGGUCAGACUCGCUCAGGUGGAACAAACUUAAACGUGUGCCUUUUUUCAAUGCUGAAUUGAAUGUCAUUGAAAAACAGAAAGGUGUCCAUGUAUUUUUCCCCAAACAUCCUUUCUGAAUGUAAAAUGUAUCCAUGAAGUAAUCAUCAAGUUUUUCAUAAGUAUCUGUACACUCUAAAAAGUGCUGGAUUAAAAACAACCCAAUUUGGGUAAAUAUUGGACAGAACACACAUUGGGUUAUUUUGACCCAGCCAGUUGGGUCACUCAGCUGGGUUGUUGGGUUAUUGAUGCUGGGUUAUUGAGCUAUGACCCACAACAGAAGACCACCUGUUAUAAUAUUGAAAGCUGCAAUAUGUAACUUUUGGGCCGACCCAAAAACAAAUCACAUAGAAAUAUGAGUUAUAGAUAUGUCAUUCUCAUUGAAAACAAGUCUAAGCACUAUUUCUAUGCUUCUUGUUUUGAAGUUUAGUUUUUGCGAUUUUUACUUUCGGUUUUGUACACCAGCUUCAAACAGCUGAAAAUACAAUAUUUAUAGCAAAUAUAUUUCAUAGCGGUUUAGAUGGUAAAAUGAUUGUCUACACUUAUACUUACUUGUUUUGUCUCACAAACUGAAAUUAGGCGAACUAUUAGAAUUUUAGCAACCAGGAAAUGGCGGAGCGCUUUCUGCAUAGUGCAUCUUUAACUAAUAAUGUUAUACAUUUUAUACUAGAUUGUGUAACAUGCAAAACUAUUAAAGGAAAAGUUAAAUUUGCAGUCUAAAAACGAAAUAUGAAACAGAAAUGACAUUUACUCUCACAGGUGGCCAAAAAUAAUAAUCUGAAAGCCACAGCUCCAAUAGGACAUGCCUCCUGAAAAUAACCUGAUUACCCAAACAUUUAGAAAAAAGGUACACAAAUACAAAGUAUUGAUCAUUAUUAUCAUAUUACAGUUUUAAAAAGUAAGUGGUCCCGCUUUAAAUGACGUUCAGCUUAUAAAGGCUUCAUAAAGUCUUCAUAAUGCCUUCCUAAGCACUACAUACAUGUGUUACAAAGCAUCUAUAACCAUAUGUCAUGCUUUAUAAAGGGUUCAUAAAUGUGGCAUAACUGUGUGACAUAAUCACCAAUGUCAAAUUUGACAUAACCCACUAUGUUGAAUAUGAUAUAAACGUGCUUUAUAAAGGGUGACAGGUUGUGCUGAAGGAUGGAACACGCUCUAAAGUGAAGUCAUGUUAUUCGCAUUACACCUGAUCUCGUUCCCAGACACUUCCGCCAAAAUGUGCGGAAGGUCUGGUGGACCAAUGCAUCAAUCUUGGCCUUCAUAAGUUAUGGUUAGGUUUAAAGUCAGAUUUUAAGAAGAGAAAUUGUGGAAAUGGCCAGGGUUUAGCCAUAAUUAUGACUUUGUGGCUGUCUUAACUAGUGACGACCAGCGGGGACGUUUUUGCUAGCAAAGGACAUGGCCUGAUGGCAAACACUUUACUCAGUAAGCUCAUUCACAUAGAAUUCUAUGGUCACUCCCACUAAUGGCAAUUUUGAAUGGUUGAUAUCCCAGGCUUAUAUGGGCUGUGUGUGCAACAGCCUGGGGAUGACACUACACCAAGAAACACUUACCUUGAUGGGGCGGCAGGUAGCUUAGUGGUUAAGAGCGUUGUGCCAGUAACUGGUUCUAAUCCCCGAGCCGACUAGGUGAAAAAUCUGUCGAUGUGCCCUUGAGCAAGGCACUUAACCCUAAUUGCUCCUGUAAGUCGCUCUGGAUAAGAGCGUCUGCUAAAUGACUAAAAUGUAAAUGAAAGCCACCAACGUAAGUAAAUUGAAAGUGGCUUUCUUCUGGAACCAAGGUACAUGUUCCUCAGUACACAAACACCCACACAACAAUGGAACCAGCCAUACCACGCAGUGCUGGGCUCAGUCUUUGACACGUUCAUCCGGUCCCCCGUUGAAAGAUCAGCCACAAAAUGUUGGCACCACUGGAACAGGUAGUAAUCAAGCCCUGGUCUCCAGCAUUGGAACAGAAGAGGAAAACCUAAUGUUGUAGUCUCAGGUUGGACUACUCAAAAUCAUUGUGGCUCUGACACACACACACACACACACACACAAAUGGAAGCUUUGCAGUUCCAUCAAACCAUUUAAAUACCUCUCACACCCUACAGUAACCUGUGGAUCAUGAGAGAACCUUCAUAAAUUAGCAGAACGUUAAUAACCUAUUUGUGUGGUGUUUAUAAAGGCUUUAUCAAGGCUUUAUAAAGUGUACGUCAUUUAAAGCGGGACCAUAAAGGGUCAGUAUAUACAGUACCAGUCAAAAGUUUGGACACACCUACUCAUUCCAGGGUUUUUCUUUAUUUUUACUAUUUUCUACAUUGUAGAAUAAUAGUGAAGACAUCAGAACUGUGAAAUAACACAUAUGGAAUCAUGUAGUAACCAAAAAAGUGUUAAACUAAUCAAAAUAUAUGUUAUAUUUGAGAUUCUUCAAAGUAGCCACCCCUUGCCUUGAUGACAGCUAGCUGAGCAGAGUGCUAAAUCAUCUGGCAAAAGUUCUAUAUUCAAAAGUAAAACAAAUUGUCAACAUUUCUAUAUUGUGAACAACGUUUAUUUCGCGUAAUCUCUUCUGCCUGGCAUUUGCACACUUCUCAUAGCCACGUCCAUCAGGAUUCUUCACUAGGCGCUGUCACAUGAUGUCAGUGUCAACACAUUCUGGGCACAUUCCAGGUCGUCAUUAUUUCAAGCGCGUUUCACAGAUGGGCAGAUCUCACAAAGUCAGGGGAAUUUCUCAGAAACCAGUGUACCACCCCAAUAAUAUGGCUUGAGAUCUUGAGAUGAAGCCUUCAUUCCUGGAAUAAAUAAGUGUACCAAUGCAUCAUCAGGGUUUCAAAUGUGGGGCAAGACACAUCGUGGGAGUUGACCAUUGGUCUGAAAACCAACCAUUUCUGUUCCUGGGACAGAGCAACAAUGCGUCACACCCAAAAGUGAGAAAAUAAUUAUUGUUUAACUGUGCAAGCUUUGAAAAUAAGGUUGCAUGAUGAUACAUAAGGGUUCAAUAUUAAACACAUUUGUAGGUGCAUUUAUAAAUGGUUAAUAGCUGGAGGUAAAUAGUGGCGCACUAUUUGGCAAGCACUGACUGGCUUAUUUUUACAAAUGUUUUAUAACCCAUUUAUCAAUGGUUUAUAAUGCAUUUAUAAAUGCUUAAAUAACCAUUAAUAAAGUAAUUACAAACCCUUUGGAAACCUGUUACAAAUGGAAUCUUAUUGUAAAGUGUUACCUUUGCUGGUAAUGUAACAGAUUACAGUUAAAUCUUUGGUGGUAUCACUAUCAGAUAACAUGUAAUCAGUUACUCCCCAACCCUGCGUAUGUGCUUGUGUGUGCUUGUGCGCAUGGGUAUGUGUGUGUGUGUGUGUAUAUUUGCCAAGACCAGUUGAAUGUGUUCAGCCCACUGCUGGCUUCAGAGUUGACCUUGAAUACCAGGUUCAGAUCGAACGUUGUCAUUAUUUCCCUGUGUGCCAUCAGAUGGUUAUCCGCACAGGGCCUGUGUGCUAAUGGCACCCUAUGCCCUAUGGGCCCUGGUCAAAAGUAGUGCACUAUAUAGAUAAUAGGGUGCUAUUUGGGACGCACCCAUACUGUCCAGCCUAGCAAACAGGCCAAUAGGGCUCUGCUCAAAAGUGUAAUUGGGGAUGUAUAAAAUGUAUUUUUUUAUGCAUUUUAAAAUAUAUUUGAAUGCAUGACAUACGUUUGUAAAUGUAUUUGUAAUACAUACAUUUGUAUGGAAAUAUAUUAUUUGGCCAAUUCUUUAUUUUUCACGUGCUUAGUUUCUGUUGUGUUACUUACUGCAUGGGCAAGGGGCUCUAGACUAGAUGUGCAGAGGGAGAGUUUGUGUGUGUGUGUGUGUGUGUGUGUGUGCGUGAGUGUAUACAGUAUGUGUCUCCAGGUCCUGGGGCCUCAUUUAUAAACUGUGAGUACGUACAAAAUAUACCCCAAAAUGUGCGUGCGCCAGUUGUCAUGCAAAAGUAGGCAUUUAUUUAAAACAAUACUUGACGUGAGAAUGCACUCACCUCCCCGCAAACUUUAGACCAUGCGUACGCGCAUCUGCUAGUGGUUGAAAUAUUGUACUGCAAGCUGGCAAGUAGGCCUAAGUUUUUUUGUGCAAAUGGGGAAAAUCUAUAAGUUUUAUUUGUUUAAUCUAAAGUAAUUAGACAUAGGAAUCUUUUCCCUAUUUAUUUUAUUUUCAUAACCAUUGCAGAAUAAAUUCCAGAAGGGUCCAUACAACAAAUGACCAUGCGCAUCUCUCAUUUAAUUGGACCUAGUAGCCUAGUAAAUGGAUAGGCUAUAUGUAUUUCAAGUUUUGCCAUAUCAUAGGCAGCGCGGUUUGAAACACCGUUAUACAGUCGAACAGCUGAACAGUUGACAACUUGUACAUUGAAGUAGGCAUAUGUAAUGCACUGUAAGUACUGUAAUAAAUAAAAAAUGUAGCCUGCCCUAUACAAUGUUUCAGAAUUCGUGGACAGUCCAUCGUAUUUAGGUUGGGGGAAAGGUCGAUGCAAAACAUUGUUGAAUUAAAAUGUUCUGCUGACAGGUCCACAACCAUUUACCAUUUUUUUCUCUUUCAGAAACUGACAGUCCUUUUCCAGAUACAGCAUCAAUUACUGCUAAAGAUUCAAACAUUAAGACAGUAAAAUAGAGACAGUAAAAUACCCCCUAACGAGAAAAAAUUUAUAAAAUAAUAUGUAAAAUAUUAUGUAAAAUAUUUGACAGUAUGGGUAGGCUACAGUAUUGCUCUGCGAUAGGAGCGUGACAUCAUUGCCUAUUUAAUCUCAGAGCCUAUACCAAGGCAGGACAUAGAAACCCAAUAAUCUCUUGAUAAACUAAAUGUUGAACAACAAUUAGUAUUUUGCAUGCCGUGGCCUAAUGCCAAUAGUUCCAAAUUAGCCAUAUACAGCAAAUAAAGGGCAUUAUUGUCACCAUAAAAGGUGAAUGGAGGGCGCUUUCCAGAGUUUUAAUGCUGGUUCACACGUGCACAGUUUUACGACAGGUCUGAUUUAUAACUGGAAACAUGUGAAUGUAUGGUGUGAUCCAAGUUUAUAAAUCUCAAUAUUUUUGUACGUACGCAGACUCAGAAAUGGCGAACACAGAAAUGUUGUGUGAAAUUUACUCAACGGUUAUAAAUGAGGCCCCUGGUCUCCGGUUGAGUAGUGGGGUCCAGUGACUGUGCCGUCCUGUGGUUGAUGGCUGACCAUGGUCAUGUGGUGGAUAGUUCGUCCCUUUCCUAUAAUUAGGGACCGGUGUUUAAACCCCCCUCCUCCUCCCCCCCCUCCUCUCUCCCCUUCUGGCCCGGUCAGGUGGUCUGGGCUCUCCUCUGCUCUGUCUUUAACGAUUUGUCAGGAAUCUUUGCCAGAGAUGUGGUCUAUAAAUAUCAGGAGCGAGCGGCUGAGUUCCUCUCUCUCUCUCUCUCUCUCUCUCUCUCGCUCUCUCUCUCUCUCUCUCUCUCUCUCUCUCUCUCUCUCUCACUCUCUCUCUCUCUGCCCCCUGAUGUUUCUCUACCUCUUUCUCUCUCCUUAACUCUCUCGCUCUCACUUUCUUUUUCCGUCGCUCUCUCUCUCUCAAUUCAAUUGAAUUCAAUUUAAGGGCUUUAUUGGCCUGGGAAACAUAUGUUAACAUUGCCAAAGCAAGUGUAAUAGAUAAUAAACAAAAGUGAAAUAAACAAUAAAAAGUAACAGUUAACAUUACUCUCACAAAAGUUCCAAAAUAAUAAAGACAUUUCAAAUAUCAUAUUAUGUGCAAAUAGUUAAAGUACAAAAGGGAAAAUAAAUAAAAAUAAAUAUGGGUUGUAUUUACAAUGGUGUUUGUUCUUCACUGGUUGCCCAUUUCUUGUGGCAACAGGUCACAAAUAUUGCUGCUGUGAUGGCACAUUGUGGUAUUUCACCCAAUAGAUAUGGGAGUUUAUCAAAAUUGAGUUUGUUUUCAAACUCUUUGUGGAUCUGUGUAAUCUGAGGGAAAUAUGUGUCUCUAAUAUGGUCAUACAUUUGGCAGGAGGUUAGGAAGUGCAGCUCAGUUUCCACCUCAUUUUGUGGGCAGUGUGCACAUAGCCUGUCUUCUCUUGAGAGCCAGGUCUGCCUACGGUGGCCUUUCUCAAUAGCAAGGCUAUGCUCACUGAGUCUGUACAUAGUCAAAGCUUUCCUUAAGUUUGGGUCAGUCACAAUGGUCAGGUAUUCUGCCACUGUGUACUCUCUGUUUAGGGCCACAUAGCAUUCUAGUUUGCUCUGUUUUUUUGUUAAUUCUUUCCAAUGUGUCAAGUAAUUAUAAUGUUUUAUUCUCAUGAUUUGGUUGGGUCUAAUUGUGUUGCUGUCCUGGGGCUCUGUGGGGUCUGUUUGUGUUUGUGAACAGAGCCCCAGGACCAGCUUGCUUAGGGGACUCUUCUCCAGGUUCAUCUCUCUGUAGGUGAUGGCUUUGUUAUGGAAGGUUUGGGAAUAGCUUCCUUUUAGGUGGUUGUAGAAUUUAACGGCACUUUUCUGGAUUUUGAUAAUUGGCGGGUAUCGGCCUAAUUCUGCUCUGCAUGCAUUAUUUGGUGUUUUACAUUGUGCACAGAGGAUUUUUUUUGCAGAAUUCUGCAUCUCUCUCUCUCUCUCUCUCUCUCUCUGGCUGUGAGCCUGCUCUGCUCUGUAUAUGUUUGUAGAUGUGUAUGUGAAAACUCAGAUAGCAUCCGAAAGCACCAUAAUCUCAGCAAAGAUUUUCCUCGAGCUAAUAUAAUGGUGUUCCGUCUCCUUUUUUAAAUGUUAUUUUUUAUUACCUCCUUUUUCUCCCCAAUUUCGUGAUAUCCAAUUGCAAUCUUGUCUGAUCGCUGCAACUCCCCAAAAGGCUCAGGAGAGGCGAAGGUCGAGUCAUGCGUCCUCCGAAAAAUGACCCGCCAAACCGCGCUACUUAACACCUGCUCGCUUAACUCGGAAGCCAGCUGCACCAAUGUGUCAGAAGAAACACCGCUCAACCGAAGUCAGCCUGCAGGUGUCCGGCCCGCCACAAGGAGUCACUAGAGCACAAUGAGCCAAGUAAAGCCCCCUGGCCAAACCCUCCCCUAAACCGGACGACACUGGGCCAAUUGUGCGCCGCCCUAUGAGACUCCCGGUCACGGACGGUUGUGACACAGCCUGGGCUCGAACCGGGUCUGUAGUGACGCUUCAAGCACUGCGAUGCAGUGCCUUAGACCCCUGCACGACUCGGGAGGCCCACGUGUUCCGUCUCCUUACCAAUACACAGACCAUACUCUAUUACAAUCUAAAAACACACAUUCACCCUCAAGCUUUUUGGACUUCUCUAAACCAUGACAUAAUUUCCUGUUGUUUUGACAGAUAACGCUGGCAGGGAGCAGGUGGGGGUGGGGGAAGAGUGGCGUGCCAACGUCACCAUGAUGACGACCAUGGCGGCGGGUGUGGUUGUUGUGGAAGGCAGAGGCGGCGGACACCGAGGGCCGAUAGAGGCCAAACCGCCGCUGCACACCAAGCUGGAUGUGAUCCAGAAGGAGCAGAAUAAGAAGAGCCAGAGCUACAAGGUGGAGUCAGAAUCUGGGGGAGUCAAAACCAACAUGCCCAGCUUCUCCCUGGAGGACAAGAGGGAGACCGAGUAUGUAAGUAAUGACUCUGUCUAGCGCCAUGGAUAUAGACACUUAACUAAUACCUACCACCCCUAUCUCUCACAUACUGUACAAAUGACCUUCCCCACACAUACAGAGACCCACCUGUAUACUGACACACAAAGACCCACCCCCUCCCCUCACCUGUUUACUGACACACACAGAUCCACCCCCUCCCCACACCUGUUUACUGACACACACAGAUCCACCCCCUCCCCUCACCUGUUUACUGACACACACAGAUCCACCCCCUCCCCACACCUGUUUACUGACACACACAGAUCCACCCCCUCCCCACACCUGUUUACUGACACACACAGAUCCACCCCUCCCCUCACCUGUUUACUGACACACACAGACCCACCCCCUCCCCUCACCUGUUUACUGACACACUCAUGUUAGUACUGUGUUACUACAGUGUUAGUACUGUGUUAGUAUGGUGUUAGUACAGUUCUAUUGAGGUGUUGUGUGCUGUGUAUGCAGGGACCAUGCAGGCGAGAGAUGGAGAGCAUUCUGAACAGUCUUAAAAUCUCCAAUGUGCUCAACCCCAGAGGCUUCCGCAUCCCCAACUGCGACAAAAAAGGCUUCUACAAGAAAAAACAGGUGAGUCUCACUCUGCUUAAGGGUAUUGUACACACACACACACACACACACACACACACACACACACACACACACUCACUCACUCACUCACUCACUCACUCACUCACUCACUAAACAGGCUUCUGAAAGAAUCCUCGCCCAGGCCCCCCACGGCAUUCUUUGAGGUUACCAUAACAGAAACAUCAAUAACAUUAUCAACAUAAAUAAUAACAAGGUAUUACAGCGACAACUGCACUCUGCUGACUCACUACACUCUAACCAAUUCUGGGUUAAAAACAACUUGAGUAAAUAUUGGACAGAACACACGCUGGGUUAUUUUUGACCCAGCCAGUUGGGUUGUGUUAAUAACCCAACAACUUGGGAUUACCUAAUAAUGGGUUAAUCAGUUGUUGUUGUUGUUCUUGUUUUUACUCUUAUGCUGGGUUGCCCAAGCAGCUGGGUCUUAAAUGUUUGAUCUUAACAUGUGAUGACUAUACAACAGAACAGAUUAACAGGAAUUACAUUAAUGCUCAUGGGUGGCUAAAAAGAACUAUCUGAAAGCCAUGUCCCAACUAAACUACGCCUCCAGUCUUUUGAUCUGACCCACUGGAUCAUAUCUCAAUAACCCAGCACCAAUAACCCAAACGUUUUUAAAGAAAACAAUCCAACUAAUGACCCAACUCCUGCAAUCCAGCAGUUGGGUCAACCAAACAACCCAGCAUUUUGUGAGUGUAGGAACCGCAAAUGGGUUUGUUAAAGAACAUUUUCAAAAAAUGUCAUCUUCAUAUUCAUAAUCUCCAGCACCACCCCAACAUCAAUAUAUGUGAAAAUGCCGCUAUUCUAUGUUUUGUAGUAAAAAAGAUAGAGGAAGAUGUGUUUCCAAUGACAACAUCAGUAUGCAUCGUGAUUUUAACCAAUUAUGAGUAGGCAUUGCCUACUAAUUGCCUACUAAUUGUCUACUAAUUGGUUGAUGAUGUCAUUGGGAACACUUAUCUUCCUCUAUAUUUCUUACUACAACACAUAGAAAGAAUUUCUCACAUACAGUAUGUUGAUGUUGGGGUGGUGCUGGAGAUUAUGAAUAUUAGGUAGAACAUUUUUGAAAUGUCCCUUUAAGUGAGUGUGUGUUUGAGAGAGAGCGAUAGAGAAUGUGAGCGUGGUCUGAGCCUGUGUGUGACACAAGAUGUGGUGGAGUAGGAGUGCGGCUGGCAUGCAUCUGGUGGAGAGGAGAGAGAGCUAGUGUUUUGGUGAGGGUGAAGAUGGGUAGGUCUCACCAGAGAACACACAGAAACUACCACUGGUGUUGUUCUUAAUGUCUGCGGAGGGACAGACGUUGGCCACCCAUGGUCUAGACACCAACAAAGAAUAGAGGGUGUAGAAAAUAUAUCCAAUAUUUGCAGAAUGCUGGGUCUGUGUUGGGCAUACAAUAUGCUUAAAAACAAUUGUAAAUACAUUACAUUUUAUGACAAUACAUAUUAUCCAUACGGAGAGGAUAUGAUGCAACAGCCUACUGGACGGAGGGAGGGGGGUGGUACACACACACAUCAAUCCAACCCAGUAAAUACCCCUAUCAUCCCACUUCCCAGGGACGGAAGGUCUAAGAAAUGGUCUCUGACGAUUCCGAGAAAUGGAAUGAGUCAUAUUAUAACCCCCCAUUAACACCACCGUGACUCAGAGACCAUUGGAACCCACCACACGCACAUAUAUACAUGUACAGGGGCAUACACAAACACACACACUCACACACACACACACAUACUGUAUAUGCAGUGACAUGUAUAACAGUUGGAUAUGUGAAUUGAAUUCGAUGCUCAGUAUCAGUCUGGUUUGGUUGGAGAGAGUGUGGUUAGAUUGGGGCUGUAGCUACUAUGGCAGUAACCUACUAGUCAGGGCUCUAUGCUGAUUUUAUUUUACAAGGAGCACGUGUUCCUAAAUUGAAAAAGUAAGGAGCACACAAAGAAAUUUAGGAGCACAAUGAAAGUAUUUUGAGGAAGAGUGUUUUUUAUGAUAAGAAAUUACUAAAAGUUGAUGAAUAAAGUGUUCCAUGCUCAAUAUACUAAACAUUUGAGUCACUUAGGUGAGACAAAAAUGUUUAGCUGCCCCUUUAAUGGGCGGGCCGUUACCGUUGUAACGAUGGGACUCGCAUAUCUGUCUGUUAGUGAUGGAAAGUUUGGUUCUUUUUACUGACUCUGAUCUUUUUGACUCGUUCAGUCAAAAGAACAAAUCUUUAGACUCAUUUUGUUCAUUUGAGCCAGUAAUGCCCAGAGCAUGCAGGACCCCCUAUCAGCGAACGAUGAACUGAAAACUCGAAAGAGUCAUGAUUCUACAAGCCUUUCAUUGACAUGUUGUUCACCAUAGGGGGCUUAUUUGUGCUGUCUUUUGUGACUGAGACUUGUAAAAGUGUGUUUUAAACAAUAUAGGCCACAUUUGGUUAUACAAAGCUGUGUCCAUCAUAAUAUUCAAUGAUACAUUAAUUGCAUUCAUUCUUGCACCAUGUUAUCAAUGAUCAGUUCUAAACAUGUAUUUUUAUUCUCUAUGCUGCCUGCAGCGUGACUUAAUUUCCUGCAUGCAUUUAUGACAGACAGUUGUUGGUCAGAGCACAUCUCUGGAGCCGCUGAGCCAGAGGAGCGUGUAUCAGACCUGCUGUAGGACUCAUUACGGCCAGCAGGUCAAACGAACAACUAAAACAUACGAGUCACUCAGAAAAACGAAUCAUGACUCUCGAGUCAAUACAAAUAGUCAUUAAAAAGAACAAAUCGUUCGGCGAACUGCACAUCACUACUGACUGUGAAAGAUGAGAUUCUCCAAUGUCUCUCUUCGCUAGCAGUUGAUCAAGCUCAAACUAACAUUGAAAAACAACGUAGCGUGUUAACAAAACAAUGUAAAUAGUCAAGAGGACAAAGUCACUCUUUAGUAGACUUUCGGGUAAAUUUGACCAACUUCUAUGCCUGUGCGCUGCUUCUAAAAAUGAAUCUUUCAGCACUUCAGUCACAGUGUGCAAAGCCCCCCAGGCACUGUUGCUGCUCGGGAUGGGAUAGCUAUAUUGGAUUUGUACUUCUUUAUGUGAUUAGCUACCAGCUAUGAAACAAAAUGGCAGAAAUACUUUGAAAAUAGCCAUGGCAGCAAUUGUUUUUGCUAUAAAUCACAACUCGUACAUGUGCUCAUACUUUACUUUCUCAGUUCAACACAAAUCUAUUUUUAGGCAUAGGUGCUACGAGUACUAUGUGGCCUGGUCUCUCUCUGUCUCUCAUGGUCUCUCUGUAGCUACUAUGGCCUGGUCUCUCUGUCUGUUAACCUUUGUCCUACUAAGAUGUUCUCUUAGAAACAUGUGUCCCUCAGAUGACUGGGUGGGAGUUUAUAUAAACCUGUAAAUGUUAAGUCAUGCUCCAGCUCCUGCCCCCCUCAGUGUGGAGAGAUAGAGGGGUGCAGUGGAGUAGGGGGCAGGGGAGUAGGGGUAGUGCUAGAGGCACGGGCGAGCAGGCAGGGGUGUUGUGGUAUACCCAUCGAGGGGAAUGUGUGGUCAUGGUGUGUUCCAGAGAUUUAUGACCGGAAAACACAGUGAUGAGGAGACCGUUUGAACCGUCUAGACUAGAGUGACAAUACUGAGAGAAGGAGAAAGGAGGGAGGGAGGGUUUAGAAAGAGGGGGAAGAGAGGAAUGGAGGAAUGGAAAGAAGGAAGGAGGGAGGGAGCAGAGUCAUGGAAGUCUGUGUGUGUGUGUGUGUGUGUGUGUGUGUGUGUGUGUGUGUGUGUGUGUGUGCGUGUGUGCGUGUAUUAGCGGUGUGAGGGUCAGCUGUUUGUUUACCAGCACCCGACCACAAUUGCUAAUAACCCAUCUGCAACCAUGUGACUAUAUGUGAUAAAGUGAAAAUCUGAGGCCCGCACCCGACCCUAACCCGCUAAUAUAGAAAAUGCGCUGUAGGCUACAGUCAAAGACAGCGGAACAAUUUUUUGACAGGGGGUGCAGGAUUUAUUUUGCCUAAUUUAGUUUCUGCUUAUAAUUUCCGACAUUUUGGUAGGCUAUUUGUUAGUCAACUUGUCUAUAAUUAGAUACAUGUAGUUUCCCUUCUGUCAUUAUGUUGCCCUAGAAGACUAAAUAAACCCUUGCUCAACAGAAUAAUGUUAUAGAUUGAUAGAAUGAAUGCUUCAAUCUAGUUGACAUCGGUAAAGUUUCUCUGUCAACUUCUUUCGCGGAGCAGAUGUUUAGGACCAGGGAGAAAAUGCAAUAACAAAAAAAAAAGUGAAUGAUUUUCUCUGCAACAUUUCAAAAUGACAUCAGUUUGGCUUGGAUACAUAUUUUAUGUGGUUUAAAUACUAUCAGCUUUUAUGAUGCUGAUAAAGAUAGCACCUCUUCAGACGGUAUCUAACUGAGCGUUCACAUUCUUUCAAGAUGCUGAAAGAAAGAAAUCAUAUUUUUCCACUCCUUUUCCCUAGUCAUAGAUGUAUAAAAUCGAGCACACCGCCAUGCAAUCUCCAUAGACAAACAAUGGCAGUAGAAUGGCCUUACUGAAGAGCUCAGCGACUUUCAACAUGGCACCGUCAUAGGAUGCCACCUUUCCAACAAGUCAGUUUGUCAUACAGUGGGGAAAAAGUAUUUGGUCAGCCACCAAUUGUGCAAGUUCUCCCACUUAAAAAGAUGAGAGAGGCCUAUAAUUUUCAUCAUAGGUACACGUCAACUAUGACAGACAAAAUGAGGAAAAAAAAUCCAGAUAAUCACAUUGUAGGAUUUUUUAUGAAUUUAUUUGCAAAUUAUGGUGGAAAAUAAGUAUUUGGUCACCUACAAACAAGCAAGAUUUCUGGCUCUCACAGACCUGUAACUUCUUCUUUAAGAGGCCACACCUGUGACGAGGUGUGAAAGAAGGAGUCAGGUUGCAGGAGGUAAAAUACCGAAGUCCAGAGUUUAAUCAUUUGCAUAAAUCAAAUGCCCCAAGUGUCAAACGAAAAUGUACAAGGGAAAACAUCCACCUUGGCAAAUACACAGUGAAAUGUAGCUCAACCGAGCUACAUGCUCUCACAACAAAACUCCGGUGACGGUCAGCGUUGGCCUUCUGACAACGCACGGUGCACUGGAGGCGAACGUGGGCAGCGUCCCAAGUCUCCUCCGCACGCCGAAACCAGUCAUCCACCGCGGGAGCCGCGGUCUGGCUCUGGUGCCACGGUGCCAGGAGCAGUUGAUACCCCAAAACACAUUGGAAGGGUGUUAGGUUAGUGGAGGAGUGGCGGAGAGAGUUCUGAGCAUAUUCUGCUCAUGGCAUGGAACACCGACCACUCCCCCGGCCGGUCCUGACAGUAGGUCCGGAAGGAACCUACCCACAUCUUGAUUCACCCUUUCCACCUGCCCAUUGCUCUCGGGUGAAUACCAGAGGUCAGGCUGACCGAGACCCCCAGAUGUUCCAUGAACGCCUUCCAGACUCUAGAUGUGAACUGGGGACCUUGGUCGGACACUAUAUCCUCUGGUACCCCGUAGUGCCGGAAGACGUGAGUAAACAGAGCCUCCGCAGUUUGUAGGGUCGUGGGGAGACCGGGCAGAGGAAGGAGGCGGCAGGACUUUGAAAAGCGGUCCACAACGACCAGGAUCGUGGUGUUACCUUGGGAGGGGGGAAGAUCAGUGAGAAAAUCAAUACUCAGGUGAGACCAUGGUUGUUGUAGAACUGGUAAAGGUUGUAGCUUACCCGCUGGGAGGUGCCUAGGUGCCUUACUCUGGGCGCACACUGAGCAUGAGGAAACAUACACCCUCACGUUCUUAGCCAAGGUAGGCCACCAGUACUUCUCGGUCAGGCAGCGCAUUGUACGACCGAUACCUGGAUGACCAGAGGAGGGUGACGUGUGUGCCCAGUAGAUCAGACGAUCACGGAUAAGCGCAGGCACGUACUGCAGCCCAGUUGGACACUGCGGUGGAGAUGGAUCUGUGCGUAAUGCCUGCGCUAUAUCUGCGUCCAUCGCCCAUACUACUGGCGCCACAAUGCAUGAGGCCGGGAGUAUGGGGGUGUUGUCUCUGGGCCUAUCCUCUGUGUCAUACAGCCGAGACAGUGCAAUGUCGCCAGUGUCUCCACACCGUCAAAGCUCGGACAACAGCCAACAGCUCCCGAUCACCAACGCCGUAGUUCUGCUCCGCCGAGCUGAGCUUCUUAGAAAAGAAGGCACAGGGGCAGAGCUUGGGUGGCAUGCCCGAGCGUUGGGAUAAGACCGCUCCUAUCCCUACCUCGGACGCAUCCACCUCCACUACGAACAGUAGUGAUGGAUCGGGAUGAGCCAGUACCGGGGCUGAGGUGAACAGACCCCGCAAUCUACUCAAUGCCAAAUCAGCCUCAGCAGACCAGCGGAGCUGGGACGGCCCACCCUUCAACAAGGAGGUAAUGGGAGCUGCGACCUUGCCAAAACCCAGAAUAAACCUUUGAUAGUAGUUGGCAAAGCCAAGGAAGUGCUGCACCUCCUUUACCGUGGUUGGAGUCGGCCAAUUACGCACGGCUGCAAUGCGGUCUCCCUCCAUCUCCACACCUGUGGUGGUAAAGCGAUAUCUGAGGAAGGAGAUUGACUGCUGGAAAAACUCACACUUCUCUACCAUGGCAUAAAUAUCAUUUUCCAGCAAUCGGACCAGUACUUUGCGAACCAGGGACACAUGCUCAGCGCGCGUAGCGGAAUAGACCAGGAUGUCAUCGAUGAAAGACCACCACACCACGACCAAGCAUGUCCCGAAACACCUCGUUCACAAAGGACUGGAAAACGGAUGGAACAUUCAUCAAACCGUAGGGCAUCACCAGGUAUUCAUAAUGCCCCGAGGUUGUGCUGAAUGCUGUUUUCCACUCAUCCCCUUCCUGAAUAUGCACCAGGUUGUAGGCACUCCUGAGGUCUAAUUUGGUGAAAAAACAGGCCCCAUGCAUUGACUCAAUCACUGAAGGAAUGAGGGGUAGAGGAUAACUAAAUCGUACCGUCACAUUAUUCAUUGGUCGAUAAUCAAUGCACGGGCGUAAACCGCCAUCUUUCUUCUUCACAAAGAAGAAACUCGAGGAGGCAGGUGAAGUGGAGGGACGUGUAUAUACCCCUGGCGCAGGGACUCAGUGAUGUAUAUUUCCAUAGCCUCCAUUUCAGUCUGCGACAGGGGAUACACAUGACUCCUGGGAGGUACAGCGUCUACCCGAAGGUUUAUCGCACAAUCCCCCUCCCGAUGAGGAGGACAGCAGAUUGUCCAGCCGGAUGGCUCCCCGUAGUCCAGCCGGAAAACUCCCCGUAGUUCUCCAAUGUGGUACCUCCCUUGUUCCAUACCGCAUUGGCCCACUCCAGGGCUCUCCCACAAAGGCAGGAAACAAGGACGGAUAUCUUCUCCCGCCCCGGGGCUCCGGUCUGAUGCUGGAGAAAUACAACUCCAGUUGGAGAAGGAAUCCCUUACAUCGCGCUGCAGUCCCGUCAAAUGCCGGUGGCCGGGAUAUCUGGAUCCCUCCAGGGGCUGGGGUGUAGGUGGCUGGAUCCGGUUGACCAGCUGGUCACGAAAGAUCGGAUCCUCUCCUCUCCAGGCGUUCAACCACCUGUAGAAGCCGAUCCAUCGCUUCCCCCAAGCUGGCCAACAUCGAGGAUUGCUCCUGGACCCUUGCCACAACUCCAGGCAUGCGGACUUCUCCUGCUGACUCCAUAUCAGAUUAGGUGAGUGAUUCUGUGACGAGGUGUGAAAGAAGGAGUCAGGCGCAGGAGGUAAAAUACCGAAGUCCAGAGUUUAAUCCGUUUCCAUAAAUCAAACGCCCCAAGCGUCAAACGAAACUGUACAAGGGAAAACAUCCACCUUGGCAAAUACACAGUGAACUGUAACUCAACCGAGCUACAUGCUCUCACAACAAAACAAUCACUCAGAAAGACAAGGGGAACAGAGGGAACACUUAUACACAUACUAAUUAGGGGAAUGAGCACCAGGUGUGUGUGAUUGACAAGAUAUGACAAGUGGAGUGAUGAGAAUGGAAUCGGAAGUAGCUAGUACUCCAGUGACGACGAACGCCGAAGCCUGCCCGAACCAGGAGGGGGGGGCAGCCUCGGCAGAAGUCGUGACAACACCAAGCUCACAGAACGGGAACGCCGAGUGCUGAAGCGCGUAGUGUGUAAAAAUCAUCUGUACUUGGUUGCAACUCUCACUACCGAGUUCCAAACUGCCUCUGGAAGCAACGUCAGCACAAUAACUGUUAGUCGGGAGCUUCAUGAAAUGGGUUUCUAUGGCGGAGCAACCGCACACAAGCCUAAGAUCACCAUGCACAAUGACCAGGAUUGUCUGGAGUGGUGUAAAGCUCGCCGCCAUCAGACUCUGGAGCAGUGUAAACGCGUUCUCUGGAGUGAUGAAUAACGCUUCACCAUCUGGCAGUCUGACGGACUAAUCUGGGUUUGCCGGAUGCCAGGAGAACGCUACCUGCCCCAAUGCAUAGUGCCAACUGUAAAGUUUGGUGGGGGAAGAAUAAUGGUUUGGGGCUAUUUUUCAUGGUUCUGGCUAGGCCCCUUAGUUCCAGUGAAGGGAAAUCUUAACGCUACAGCAUACAAUGACAUUCUAGAUGAUUCUGUGCUUCCAACUUUGUGGCAACAGUAAGGGUAAGGCACUUUCCUGUUUCAGCAUGACAAUGCCCCCAUGCACAGUGUGAGGUCCAUACAGAAAUAGUUUGUCGAGGUCGGUGUGGAAGAACUUGACUAGCCUGCACAGAGCCCUGACCUCAACCCCAUCGAUCACCUUUGGGAUGAAUUGGAAUGCCGACUGGCUGAAUGGAAGCAAGUCCUCGCAGCAAUGUUCCAACAUCUAGUGGAUCUAGUUAUAGCAGCAAAGGGGGGACCAACUCCAUAUUAAUGCCCAUGAUUUUGGAAUGAGAUGUUCGACGAGCAGGUAUCCACAUACCUUUGGUCAAAUAGUUUACAUUUAUGGAUUUUUUAAAUGUAUUGUUUUCUUUUUAUUCAACCCGCCCACUACCCACCUACCCCUCUUCCACACAAUGUUUAAUUACGCUAAACCCAUCCACCAGCGGAUAUAACCUCGGGGACUGCGGGUUAUGAGUCAACCUGUGCCUCACUAGCGUGUGUUUGUGUGUGCGUGUGACAAAGCUUAAGCUAGGGUAGCCAUACCUGUAAAGGCUACAGUGAAGUCUAAAUUUAGCUGCAUUGGUUCAAUGUCGAAGAGCAAGCAUGAAUAGCCCUGUCCCUUCAAUGACUCACCCCUCUAAUCUUUCUCUCUCUCUCUCUCUCUCUCUCUCUCUCUCUCUCUCUCUCUCUCUCUCUCUCUCUCUCUCUCUCUCUCUCUCCCUCUCUCUCUCUACCAGUCCUUUCCCUCUCUCUCUAUGCCUCCCUUUCUUCUUUUCCACUCCUCUCCCGUCUAUCCAAUCACCUCUACCCAGUAAGUUACUGUCAUUUAUUUUACAGUACAGCUACUGUAA